AUGAGUAAAAUACUGAAACUUACUUCAGUCGCAUGCUUGACCUCGGUAUUGGCCGGUGCUUCUUACAUGUAUGUCAUUAACAGAAAUGGCUACCAUUAUCAAAAUGCGACUUGGAAACGGGUCUCAGACCAUGUACAGGGCAUUUUAGACCGCAAAGACGAUCUCGUGGUGCACCAAAGAGGCCAAAAAGCUCAAGACGUGGUGAUCAGACCUAUGGGCGAGACUUUGAAAGACCUAUGGAAUGCACAAAUCAGAAGCAGUGUCGACUGGAUAUACUCGUGGGGUAAAUGA
Molecule: messenger RNA, 291 nt
Organism: Lachancea sp. 'fantastica'
Lineage: Eukaryota; Fungi; Ascomycota; Saccharomycetes; Saccharomycetales; Saccharomycetaceae
Source: the annotation of a GenBank genome assembly